GUGCAGGACAUGCGUGCGUAGCUUCGAUUCACCAAGGAUACAUAGUAGUAAAACAUGCGCAAGUUAGCUGUACUUUUUAACGUAGCCCCCAGUCUUCGCCGCACGGGUGCAUGAAUUCAUUGUGCAUCAAGGCAGCUCCACCCCGGGUCCCACACCUACAUUGAAUAGUGUUUUGAGCUGGCUCGUCUAUAUCUCCACAACUAAACAGCUACAAAUAGCUAAGAUGGACAAACGCUGGAUAACCCAAGAGACCUUCGACGCCGUCGUCAGGGAAAAUAUUGAGGACUUCGAGAUGGACGACGAAGCUGCGUUGACAGAGGCCAUCGAGCAGUUUCAGUCCCAAGGUGUGGACCUCAAUAACAUCGUGAAGGCAGUACCUAAAGCCUCCGAUGACAAAACAGAUGAAAAGAUGCACGAGGUUCUUCAGGUUCUGGAAAAGCUCCGAAUUGCAGCUCUCACACCUUCACAGCAAGCUGACAUCACAGAUGACCUUAAGCGCUUUGCUGAGCAGUGCUCACUCGGAUUUGCCCAAAGGCACUUGGCCGCCCAGAAGGACGCCUAUCCUACAAUCCUCUCCUGCUGCCAGAAGUCGCUGGAUAAUGAAGUUGCUGCCCUGUCGUCCGCCCUUUCUGCCCUUUCAUCCCUGAAUGAUGGGCAGCCAGACCUACUAGAUGAGGAGGGGCGAAACCUCCUGACGAAGGUCCUGCGUGUGCAUGGGGAAGACCCUACGGUCACAUGCCUGGGGGUGCGCACGGUCCGCCACUUCUGCUUGAAGCACGAGCAGAACCGCCAGGACCUGGUGAAGGCCGGCAUGUUGGCAUUGCUCAGUGAGGCAAUAAAACACCACACCGGGCACCCUGAGGUGGUGAGAGAGGCCUGUGCCGCUCUCAGGGUCAUGACCUUUGACGAUGAUAUCCGGGUGCCAUUUGGACAUGCUCAUGAACAUGCCAAAAUGAUUGUCCUGGAGCACAGUGGCUUGAAGGUCCUACUUGGGGCUGCUAAAGCACAUCCUCAGAAUGUCUCAGUCCUGAGCGAGGUCUGUGCCACGCUGUCUAAGCUUGCUGUGAGGAAUGAGUUCUGUCAGGACAUAGUGGACCUGGGAGGCCUGACGUUUAUGAUCUCCAUGCUGGCUGAAUGCUUGGAUCGCCAGGCCCUUGUGAGGCAGGUCUUGAGUGCCAUCAAAGCUAUAGCAGGAAAUGAUGAUGUCAAGGAUGGUGUUGUAGACGCUGGAGGCAUAGAGCUCAUGGUCAUGGCAAUGAACAGACAUAUGUCAAAUGCAAAGGUGUGUGAGCAGGGCUGUGCAGCCAUGUGUGUUCUGGCACUGCGUAAACCCCACAACUGUAAAGUGAUCAUGGAGAAUGGGGGUGCCCUUGUAGCACUUCAGGCUAUGAAGGCCCACCCAGCGGAACUCAUGGUACAGAAGCAGUCAUGUAUGCUGUUGAGGAACCUGGUGUCCCGCACAGAUGACUACAACCAGCCAAUCCUGGAUAUGGGUGCAGAAGCCCUGAUUCUCCAAGCUCUCGCCAGUCACAAAGACCUUCAAGACGAGGGCAAGGCCGCCCUCAGAGACCUCGGUUGUAAGGUGGAGCUGCGAGAGCGGUGGACGGGUCAGAAGGGCGAAAUCUCGUACUGAUGAAGGGGGGAUCUGAGGGACGUCUUAUGGAGAACAGACAACUGUGUCUGAGAGCGGCUGGAUGGAUCCCGUGAAACCAUACUAAAGGCUAACGCUGGCGGCUCAGACUUCAGAGCACUCAGUGUAGGCUAAAUCUAGAAGUGUAACCAGUUAAAAGAAUGUACCUUUUAUGUUUUUAUUUCAUUUGUUUCUUUAAAGGUUGAAAGUGUCCAAACAUCCCUGGCGUUUUUAUGUUUGUGUUUUAGGUUUAUUAUUUGAGGUGUUACUUGUGAAUUAAUUUAUGACCGAGUCCUGUAAACUGCAACACUGCACACAUUUUUGACCAGUCGUAGAACUUUAAAUAUGUAUUUUUUUUUAAAUUUUUUUAUUUUUAAGUGCACUUACUUUCAUCCAUUCUUCCAUUUUGACAGCGUCUGCCUUCAGUUAGACCCACAAUCUGCAGCUUUUAGCUUGUGAACUCAUAUGAUAAGCUCAACCUCAAGAUAAUCAAUCCCAGUAUGUUUCACUCUAAAUAAAAUGAACUAGUAUUAAUCUGAAACAAAUCA
This is a messenger RNA of Clupea harengus (Atlantic herring), 2178 nucleotides long. It is a transcript of the gene armc6, whose product is annotated as armadillo repeat containing 6. The record is from RefSeq and is a predicted model, not a curated record. Gene Ontology annotation, molecular function: protein binding. NCBI's taxonomy places the organism in Eukaryota, Metazoa, Chordata, Actinopteri, Clupeiformes, Clupeidae. Gene Ontology annotation, biological process: hematopoietic progenitor cell differentiation.